Molecule: messenger RNA, 846 nt
Organism: Aquila chrysaetos chrysaetos
Lineage: Eukaryota; Metazoa; Chordata; Aves; Accipitriformes; Accipitridae
Product: protein S100-A8-like
Exons: 3
Coding region: 359-724 (121 amino acids)
Biological process (GO): endothelial cell migration
Cellular component (GO): cytoplasm; extracellular exosome
Molecular function (GO): calcium ion binding
Source: RefSeq, a predicted model, not a curated record
GUGAUGGUACAUCCAGUGUUUUUCCCAUUCUUUGCCCAGCACACAAGCAGCUCAGCCUUGUCAGAGGUGAUGGUGGGGUGCAAGGGCAGCAUUUCCAAAGGCCGGUGGGUGUAACCAGGAACUAUGUGCAGAGGUAUGAGACGGGGAGGGGUUCAGAAGUUCCCACCUUGCAAUUUCCAGGUACGGGAAAUCCUAACUCAAGCUCUUGCUUGCAGCAGGUGUGUCAGCAUAUCUGAUGAAAGAGGACCUCAGACAUGUAUAAAAGGGCUGCCCAGGCUCUUGGAUCACUGCAACAGACCCAUCAUCUGCAAACCCUCCUUGGAGACAAGGUUUCUGUAGGUACCUCAAGAGCUCAGCCAUGUCUGCAAGCACCCAGAGAACAGCCACCCUUCCUGAGACUCAGCAGUUCCCUGGAAACUGCACACUAGAGAUGGCCCUGAAAACCAUUGUGGAUGUCUACCACCGUUACAGCAUCCGGGAGGGCCAGCUUGACCUCCUCAACUUCAACGACUUCAGGACACUGCUGACUGAGCAGGCACCGACCUUCCUACAAGCUUGCGACAGGAACAAACGUGAAUACCUGAGGACACUCUUUGAAGAGACAGACUUAAAUAAGGACAGUGAGCUGACUUUUGAGGAGUUCACCAUCGUCUUGGCCAAGCUGACCGAUGAUGCCCAUCGCAUCAGCCACCAGGAUGACCGCUGUAUACCAGACAAGGAUUGAGUCUCAGUGCACGACCCACGUAAAACUCAGAAGGGGUUGCUUGUAGGAAUUGUGCUCUGGCUGCUUUCUGUCUGCUUGGAUCAGUCAUGCUUGUGAGACAAUAAAGCAUCACUUGAAGUUCA